UCCCCUUGCCUAACGAACAACGCCAUUUGUACUCGAAACUGUGGGUUUUCCCGUCGUCAUACAUUUUUAUACAACUACACUUCAAAGUGAAAGAAGGAAGGGAUUCCAAAUAUGGUCAUGCGGAGCGUACAAUAUCAGCAAUAGGGCCUUGAGUAUGGUGAUGUUUUCUGCACAAGUAUUUGUACCUUGGAUUCUCUUUACUGUCAAAAUAGAACUUCUCAAGUAUGUCUGCCAGAGAGGACCUCCAGAAGUCACUGCAGGAGGAACUGGUGGACAGGUCACAAGAGGAAAAGCUGCAGAAUUAUCCACGAAUGAAAGAGAUGACACGUUAUUUCCUCCAUAGAGCACAGCAUGAUUUUAAAUUUAUCCACCACUGCGUGAAGCUGUUACUGGAGGCAUACAUUCACACGCAAGGAGAAGAGGACUGCAAAAGCGGAUCACAUGCUUUUUUUGCUUUUCAUGUGUUUUUCCUAAAUUUGUAUGAUUUUCCAUACAAAAAGGAACAUAAAACAAUUAAGAGAUACAAUGGUUUUUUUCAAGCGAAAAUUAUGAACGAGCUCAAGGAAGCCGAGAGACUACUUGAACUCCUAGGCUACAAGUCAACCAACACUUAUUGCUGGGUGCUUCAAGGCAAACUGAACAGAAAAAUUUUAGCGGAGCUUGCUUGUGACUGUUAUAUUGCACAUGUUGAGUGUUUGAUAAUUCAGAAUAUUUAUGAAAACGUACGCGGAAUGAAUUAUUCUGUAAUACAUGUAUGGCAAUGUCGGACUGAAUUUGAAGGUAGCGAGGAAGAAUGUAUUGAAUGGAUUAGGUUAAAUGUUAACAGACCAAAAAACAAAACGAUUGCUCAUGUUGCAUCUGGGCAUUCGAAACCUGCUGUAGCCACUGAGAGUGUUGGUGACAACUUGAUGAAUACCAGGUUUGUAGUCGGACUGACGCAGUCACAGUCACAGAAAAAGCAUAUGGUGGAUUCAGCAUAUAUGAGCAAAAGUCAUAGGUCAUUUCCCGGCGGUAUCAGCACCGUCCCUUUAGAUACAGAAAUUCCAGACGACGCCAUCUAUGCCACAGAUGGAGGGCGUCAUGAUAGUGGGAAUGAAAGUGAGCACGAUAUGUACUCAGAGGCCACCCAGGAUGAAUUCAUUCAACAAAGCCUACAGCUUUUGAAAGAAGACAGACCAUCUAGCACCGGUGCUUUAGCAGAAUUUUCGUCUCCUGCCGAGGGCGGGGAGUGGGACUUUGUGUACAACAAGCUGAGGGACACAGAGGGAGAUCAGUACUUUGAAGGAGAGAGAGGGGACAUCCUGAAAAAGAUUAAUGUUGGGGUUCAACAGCAGCAAAAAUCUACCAGACCAGAGCUCAACGAUAAAGACAGACUUCAUCUUGGGGCGACGAGGUACAGCGAAGCAGCCAGAAGACCAACAGCUUUACCAAGGUCUAGAGCCCUUGUUACCUGUGGCGAGCAGGCACACCGUUCCUUCGCUAACACAUUUAGCAAACCACCAAACACAGUGUCUGUCGACGGACCAGCCAGCCCUACUUCGCCUUCUGGGGUGAAACAUUUACCUGGUACAGCAGAGGUUGCUUAUCCCCCAUCAUACUAUAAAGAACCUGCUUGUAGGGACGGACACCUGGAUGCACGGGAAAAGCCAGAUGGCAUCUCUGUGCAGAACCUUCACCAAGAUGACAUAGGCGGGAAGUUUGGUUUUUCUGGUUCCUCCCAGCCGCAGUAUUUUAAACAAGCUGACACGAUAUCCGCUACGGAUAGAGUCGCACCAUUGCGUGUAUCCUUGCCUUACCAGGUAGGUCCAUCCAAUCAAGUUUCACCAUCAAGAGUCCAAGUCGUGAAACCGCUUGCUCCCCGAGAACCCAAAUCGCUUAACAGUCCCUUGGUGAAUAAGGGAAACGUGGACGUGCAGAUGUGGAAAUGUGAAGCGUGUACCUACGUCAAUCUGUCGGAUUCUCCCAUUUGCGAAAUGUGUGACAGAAGCCGAACGCCUAAGGUGAAAACCAUGACGAUAGGAGGACCAGAUUGCCCCCAGUGCACUCUGGUCAACGAACCGGGAUCGCUUAGUUGUGCUGCUUGUGGUUACGGACUUGCUGGAGCGCCGACGUACAUUUAGAUGUCUUCAUCACUCAACACUUAUUCCUAGCAAGGAUACCAGAUGGCAUAUAGAACUACCGGGAUGAUUAGAUUAUGAUAUUUUAUUUGGAUCGACGCGUUUAAACAUGCUUAUCUCCAUUUUCUACACUUACUGGUAUGUUAUCUUUGAGAACUGUUCAAAGUGACGGGUUAUAUUUCACGACUUUAUCAUAAGCUAUUUAUCCGGCGUAAUCAUGGUAUACAUGUAAAAGCUUUAUGUAUGGUUUCUUAUGGCAACCAUUCCAAAAUCACCGCCUCCCUCACCGCCUCACAAAUGGAUUGUUCGUUUGCUAGUAAUAGUGUUUAAAACAAUAUUAUAAUUAGAAAAUAUUCGUGAUGAAAGAACAUCUUUACAAAAUAUUACGUAUAAGGAUUAUUAAUGAACACAGCAAUACGUGCUCAACUACGGAACCCAUAUGCUGUGAAGAAUGCCGACCGUCUGUGCUAGACCAAAACAGUCUGGGAAUGAAUAAUGGACAUCGUUAACGAUCCAAGGCAAUGAACUGUACAUGUAUGGUCAUUUUCGUAUUCGGACCGAAACAAACUCAAUAAAUUAAGUUAGGUUUCUAAUUUUGUUUUAAUAGUUGAUGAUUUAAUGACACAGUUAAAUUUGAAUAGCGUGUUGUCGCUUUGUCAAUUUUAUUUGUUAAAUGGAGAAAAUAGCUUUUUUAAAAGAAAGGAGGAUGAAAUUGGGAAUAAUCACUGUUGUGCAUUAAUACUAGUAACUUGCUUUCUACAAUAUACUUUGAUUACUUACUUUUAUAUUAGUUGCAAUCAGAAUUAGAAGCUUGGGAAAUUUAGUAAAUUUCAUUAACAGUUA
This is a messenger RNA of Lingula anatina, 2960 nucleotides long. RefSeq lists its product as uncharacterized. Lineage: Eukaryota; Metazoa; Brachiopoda; Lingulata; Lingulida; Lingulidae. The record is from RefSeq and is a predicted model, not a curated record. Gene Ontology annotation, cellular component: cytoplasm.